GUCAAAUGAUGUAAAAUUCACCUCGCUCACUUUUGACACUUGUUUAUUUUCCUCAGAGAAAAAAAAUACGGGGGAUUUUUUAAGGAUAUUUGGGCAUUUCAGGGAUCAUCUGAGGUCUUCAGACAUUUCCGUCUGUGUAAGGAAACACCAAGGAAAUAUUCAGCGGAUACUGUCUGAACUAGAUGUUUGAAAGAUACUGAGCAGGAUGCUCCUCGCCGGGCCGAGUCAGUCUUCGUCGUACUCUUACGCUUCACCGCGUCUGAGUAAUAUUUCCUCCUCCAGAACUAGUCUCAGCAGCAAGUCCACGUCAAAUGAGAGUAUUCCCAUUUCAUCCGCCUCCAGUCGCUACAGUCUGAUGAAGUCCUUCACGGUGCAUCUGAACCGUGGCACAGAAUUGCUCAGGCAAACUGUCCAGCGUGCCAUUCUCUCCAAAGCACCUACCCCGAAUAAUGAGCUCAGGACUGUUGCUCCCACAAAGUAUCACAUUGUUCCGGAUCUACGCAGAGUCAGCACGGACAGCUUGGAAGCUGAACUCUGCCAUUUCAGACCCAUCAGACCAUAUCCUGUCACACCCCAAGCCAAUUGGCUAUUCCGGAAGCUGCCAAAGACACCGCAGGCAAUAAAAUGUCCACAAAGGGGCCGGGAAAGAACAUUCCCAGCCAUUCAUGUGGGAAAGAGGCAGGUGAUACCGUCAAAGUCUGGCUCGGCAUUCUGUGCUCUCUGCCCAAAGACUGUGGAGGCUUUCAAGACGCCCUCUUGGGGUACAAAAGCCACCAUCAGUAGCAAGAGAAAGCGGAAUUUUCCGGUAGAGGAGAAGAAUGAAGAUGUAGUGGGGCCCAAAGUGGCCAGAGUGACAAGGAGUACAAGCAAAAAGAAUCCUCAGGAAGAGGAAAAGUUAGUUGAGAUUAGGACACGAAGGGCACGUGUCAAUGGAAAAAUAGCCACUGUGCAAAAAGUGGACAUUGAUGAGCAGGAGAGGAGAGACUUUGAGCUGGCUAAGAAGCUCCAGUGUGAGCUAAAUAGAACAGCACGUUCCAGGAAUUCCACAGCUUCCGCCUCGAGUGGCUAUUCGUUGCGCAGUAAGCGAAAAUCCGUGGAAAGGAAUACCGAUCCACCUGUCAGACGCACCACAAGGCGAGUCAAGAAGACCAACUGAAGAACAAUUCCCGAUUCCUGCCCCAAAAUGAACUGCAGCUUGGGAGGCCAAGAUUUCACCUCAAGCGGGAUGAUACGAGGAAGAGUUCAAUGAAUUAUUUUUUUUUUAAGUUUAUACCUCCAUUAGGUCUCUCAAUUUUAUUUGUGAUACUUUAAUUUCUUUUUAAACUCAAUCAAGGAGCCGGAUAUGAAAUUAUUGGACGCUCAAUUGUACUAUUCCAAUAAAAAAAGGGAAAUUAUUUCUCCUGAACAUUUUUUUAGUACGUGACUGUUCUCAAGUGCUUCUGCUUUAUCGACUUUUCUUUGUAUUGGUUCGUGUCAUGGCUGUUUUCCUCAGUCUUUGUCGUGUUUACAAAAAUAAGUCGAUAAUGCAGUUGACUUGAGAACAGUUAAGUACUAAAUAAAUACAUUCAAAAGUUUUCGGCUUUUCAUGAAAAGAUGAAAACGAGAAAUAUCGCUCCUAAACAUGUAUUUAGUAAUCGACUGUUUAUUUUGAAAUCAACAGAAAAGUCGAUAAUGCAGAAGCAAUUGGGAACAGUCAUGUACUAAAGAAAAAUGUUCAAAAGAAAGAUUUCCAUUUUUCAUUGGAAUAGCACCAUAAAGAAUUAUUGGAAGAAGACCCGACGAGAAAGAAGUAAUUUGACAAAAUAAUAUUCCGGUAAAUCGCAAUGCCCGGAAGGAGUAAAUUCAUGAAAUAAUCCAAUAUUGUACAUAAAGAAAAUUUCUGAUUUAAUAGAGAUUGAGUAAAAUAGAA
Molecule: messenger RNA, 1909 nt
Organism: Phlebotomus papatasi
Lineage: Eukaryota; Metazoa; Arthropoda; Insecta; Diptera; Psychodidae
Exons: 4
Coding region: 206-1156 (316 amino acids)
Source: RefSeq, a predicted model, not a curated record